Molecule: messenger RNA, 954 nt
Organism: Cladophialophora yegresii CBS 114405
Lineage: Eukaryota; Fungi; Ascomycota; Eurotiomycetes; Chaetothyriales; Herpotrichiellaceae
Product: histidinol-phosphatase (PHP family)
Exons: 1
Coding region: 1-954 (317 amino acids)
Biological process (GO): L-histidine biosynthetic process
Cellular component (GO): cytoplasm
Molecular function (GO): histidinol-phosphatase activity
Source: RefSeq, a predicted model, not a curated record
AUGCCACACUCCCACCACAGCCACUCCGGCCAGUUUUGUCCGGGCCACGCUCGCGACUCGCUCGAGUCCAUCGUUCAACACGCCAUUUCUCGACAGAUGACCGUCUUUGCCCUGACCGAACAUAUGCCGCGGCACGACCUGGACCGGUACCCGGAAGAAGUCGGCACAACCCUGGAGCAGCAGCUAGCAAAUGAGGAAGCUUAUAUCAAAGAGGCACACCGACUGCGUGGGAAGUACAAAUCCCAGAUUCAGAUCCCAAUCGGCUUCGAGGCGGAAUGGAUCCGUCCGGAAUCCCAGGAACUGAUCGAGGCUAGCAUCCAGAAGCACCCGUAUGACUUCUUCAUUGGCAGCGUCCACCAUGUCCACACCGUGCCGAUCGAUUACGAUCACGAGGUUUACCGCGGCGCACGCAGCAAAGCCGGCGGCACGGAUGAAAGGCUGUUUGAGGAUUAUUUCGACGCGCAGUACGCGAUGUUGAAGGCUGUCAAACCACCUGUGGUGGGGCAUUUCGACCUCAUUCGGCUGAAGAGCGACGACCCCAACGCGUGUUUUGAGAGCAUGCAGGGCGUGUGGUCGCGGAUCCAGAGGAAUUUGGAUUUGAUUUCCGGCUACGGUGGGAUCUUGGAGAUCAACUCAUCCGCAGUCAGGAAGGGGAUGCAUGAGCCAUAUCCGAAGGCUGAGAUAUGUCAAGCAGCCUUGGCAAGGAAGAUCCGAUUCUGCCUGUCAGAUGACAGCCAUGGCAUCGAUCAGAUUGCACACAGCUAUGGGCAGGUGUUGCAGUUCCUGGACAAGAUGGACAUCCGGUCUGUCACUUUCCUCAAACACUGUGAGUCUCCUGGCGCGACCGAGAAAAAGGGGUCAACAGACGAGCGUUUCCCAAACCUGCAGGUCGAGUGCUUGGACGUGAAGGAAUUGAAAGAGACCGAGUUCCGGCGAUUCAAAAAAACUGCCUGA